Messenger RNA from Agrilus planipennis (emerald ash borer), 1461 nucleotides. RefSeq names its product prolyl 3-hydroxylase 1-like. Gene Ontology annotation, cellular component: endoplasmic reticulum. Gene Ontology annotation, biological process: collagen fibril organization. The coding region runs from base 242 to 1366 and encodes 374 amino acids. Lineage: Eukaryota; Metazoa; Arthropoda; Insecta; Coleoptera; Buprestidae. Gene Ontology annotation, molecular function: protein binding; collagen binding. The transcript is spliced from 6 exons. The record is from RefSeq and is a predicted model, not a curated record.
UUAAGUAAAACAUAGUAAGUAGAACGUGCGUGUAGGAAUCACAUAUGCAUGUGUACUAUAUUCUUUCAUUCUAGUAAAUAAUAUAUUUGAGACGUGUGUAUAGUGUAUUUCAAGGAAAAAUUCAGAGCAUCAUUAAAAAUUGAACAUUCUAAUCAGCAGGAUGUUUAAUUUAGUAACAUUGUUUAUAAGACUGUAAUAUUUUUAGUAAAAUUGGCUCAUUUAAUUAGAUAUAAGGGUCAACAUGCCUUCUAGUAAACAGUUCCUUCUUAUGUACAUAAUUUUUAAAUUCUUGUUACUAAAUGUAACGCAUUGUAAUGACGAAAACCAAAAGGAGGAUAGUGAUUCGUGUGAAGUGCUCAUGCAAGAAGGCAUUAAUUCCUACUUGGAAAAUAAUUUUAAAGGAUGUAUAGAGAAAUUAGAGAAAGCAGUUGAGAAAUACAAUAUUCUUUCAAAACAGCUUCAGAACUGUAGAUUAGAAUGUGCCAAAGAAGUUGAAGACUCAAUUCCUUUGUAUUCCUUGGACGUUAACAACUUACGAUUUUUUGAAAAAGCAGUUCGAAAUACACUAUGUAUAAUGAAAUGUAAAAAUGAACAUCCAGAUUUAAUAGAGUUCAAUAACAUUCCUGUGGAAAUUGAAAGGAAGUUUCAUAAUAAAACUCCUUAUGAAUAUUUGCAUUUAUGUUAUUUUCAAAACAAAAACUACCAAAAGGCAGCUUCAGCUGCUUUCACAUAUUUAGUGACUAAUCCAAAUGAUAACACAACCAGAAUAAGUUUAAAACAUUAUUUGACCCUUCCAGAUGUUGUCCAGAAUGACAUUGUCAACUAUGAAGCAAAAGACUAUGUUGCUUUUUAUGCCCUUGGUGUUGAUGUGUAUAACAAAAAAGAUUGGGUAGCAGCAAUUGCUUAUAUGGAGGAAUCUCUAUCAUCUUAUAUACAGUCAGAGGAAGAAUGCAGAGCCCAAUGUGAAGGGCCAUUUGGUCACAAUGGAUGGUAUCCUGAUUUUAUGCCAGCUAUUGCAAACCAUUUCACAUUUGUUUUAAAGUGCAAAAGAGAAUGUAAAAACACCCUGAACUCUUUAAAUGGGGAGAAACAAGAUGACUUUUUACCAAGUCACUAUGACUAUUUACAAUAUUCAUAUUUUAAAGAGAAAAACUAUCAAGCAACUUGUGCAGCUGUUGCAAGUUAUUUACUCUUCUUUCCUGAUGAUCAAGUAAUGCGUUCAAAUAUGAAUUAUUAUCUUCAGUUACCUGAAGUUGAGGACUAUUUUUUUACACCAAGACCUGAAGCGGUCUCUUAUAUACAAAGACAAAUUUAUGAAGAGAAAUUAAUGAAUUUUAUAAAUAAGGAAUUCAAAAAGCUUAAAUAAUUACAAAGAAAUUUUAAUGCCAUAAAAUGUACUGCCAUAAUGUUUAUCUAAAUAGAUUACUAAUUAUUAAUAAAUGUAAAAAUAUUUUAUUGAUA